UGCGUUGUUCGGAUUGGGGGCGUGUCUCCAAGCGCGAUCCGUAGGACACAUUCCUUUUCCAUCUGUUAUCCAGGGACACUUUUAACAAGGACUACAUGAAUUAGUAACGUUAGUCACGUAAACGCCUGUCUCUUGGUGGUGUAGAUUAGACCGCCUUCACAACAUGUGAGUUAGAUACGUGCGCGAUAUUGUCUCUGUCUGUGAGGGUUUUCAGCUGUAGCAGCGCGCUUUCAGUUCCUCUUUCCACUGAAGCUGAACGGGCCCGUCUCAUCUCAUAAUACCCUCAAACAUGGAGCACACCGGCUGCGUCAACAUCUGCAGUCUCACCAGCACCUUACCGGUGAUCCCGUACCGGAAACUAACGGACCUGCACUACAUCAGUAAGGGAGGCUUCGGGACCGUGUUCAGGGCUCAGCACAGCGACUGGCGCACCACGGUGGCGAUCAAGUGCUUGAAACUGGAUUCACCGGUUGGUGAGAGGGAAAGGAACUGUUUAUUGAAGGAAGCUGAGGUGCUUCACAAAGCUCGGUUUAACCACAUCAUCCAGAUCUUUGGGGUGUGUAAUGAGCCGGAGUUCUUCUGCAUUGUGACGGAGUACAUGACCAACGGAUCACUGGAUGAGAUCCUGCAUGAGAAAGAUAUGUACCCAGCGGUGGCCUGGCCACUGAGGCUGCGUAUUCUUUAUGAGAUCGCUUUAGGAGUAAACUUCCUCCACAAUAUGACGCCACCCCUUUUACACCAUGACCUUAAAACUCAGAACAUCCUGAUGGAUGGGGAGUACCAUGUUAAGAUAGCUGAUUUUGGCUUAUCUAAAUGGCGCCAGCUCUCUAUCACUAAAGGGUCCAGCUCCAAACCUGCUGAAAUGGGAGGCACGGUCAUCUAUAUGCCACCUGAGGAGUACGAACCGUCCAAGAACCGCAGGGCUGAUGUCAAAUAUGACAUGUACAGUUACGCCAUCAUCAUGUGGGAAGUGCUUUCAAGACGGAUACCAUAUGAAGAGGCCACCAAUCCCAUGCAGAUUAUGUUCAGCGUUCUCCGUGGAUCACGACCCGACACGGGCCUGGACAGUCUGCCAGCAGACAUCCCCAGCCGAGAGACCCUUAUUAACCUCAUGACCUGCGGCUGGACCACCAAACCAGAUGAACGGCCCUCCUUUCUCAAAUGUCUUAUUGAACUGGAGCCCAUGAUGAGGAGAUUUGAUGAGAUUGAUUUCUUGGAAGCAGUGUUGGUAGUCAAACGAAGUAAGUAUAUGAGGCCAUCAAGCUGCUGCUCAUCGACUCAAACAAACGGAAAAAGAAUUGAAGAAAAGAUUGUGAAGGAGCAAAAUGUCCCUUGGCCAGACAACAGUUCCACAUCUGGAUCAGGAUCCUGCUCUUCCCAGGAAGCAGAAAUGUCCCAUCCAGGCUUCCUUACCAUAUCAAAUCCCUCUCAAGGUGUGUCAGGUGCUCAGGCUGGUCCGCAGCCAUCAUUAAUUUCCCUUCCACUUGAUCCUCCAAAGCCUCUUAUGGACCACUGCUCUCGGAACAACCUCAGUCCCGAAUACCAGACGGCGCAGCCUGUGUCCGACCUCAACAUACCUUUUAAACUGCAUGCGCCUCAGAGUGAAAUCGACCUGGCUCUUGCCAUACAACCCCUCACGCUGCAGACACACCCACAAGAUUUUGUCACAGCAUCGGACACUCAAGGUCCGGCGACUCGCUGGAUUGCUGGCCGAAGGGAGGACAUCGUGCGGCAGAUGACGGAGGCGUGUCUCAAUCAGAGUUUAGACGCUCUGUUGUCCCGUGAGCUGCUGAUGCGUGAGGACUAUGAACUGGUCGUGAACCAGCCCACGCGUACCGCCAAAGUGCGGAAGCUUCUGGACACUUGCGAGCGGCAUAGCGAGGACUUCUGCCGCGUGGUGGUGCGGAAGCUCCAGGACAACAAACAGAUGGGCCUGCAUCCCUUCCCUGACCUUAGCACCACCAGCCCUCCGCCGCCACCUUAUACAGCCCCCAGCGCCCCCUUCCUCUCCAACUCCUUCAACAACACACAAAACUUCUGACCUUCUCCCAGCUCCCAAUCACUGCUCUUGAACCAGAGCUCCGUGAGUCCUUCUUUCAGUUAAGGAUGGUUCCUGUUCACACACUCUUACAUUUGUUUGUGCUGCUUGGCCGAUACUUUGUGUGCCUGGACAAGUGCUUUUGCCCCUGUGGUUAAGGUGUUGGUGCCUAUGACACACUUUUUAUGGUAUCAACGCAUCGUACAAGGCCGACAAUGGUAAAAUAAUCACUUGGCUUGUGUUGACGUAAUGCCUAAAUCCUUGAUGAAAGGGAUGCAAAUUUAAGCAGUACGGUGAUUUGACAUGGUCAUGUUUAAACCUUUAUUCCAGCCAUCAAAAGAAUCUGGUUGCUACUACUUGGAAAAGCAGUGAAACGCCUAAGCAAUCGAUCCUGCACUUUUUUUUCAUGCCAACGAACUUAGUAAAAUAGAAGAUUUGAGGUAAAGUUAUAAAGAAAAACACACCCUCCUGUAAUGCCAAGUAACGUCCAUAUUACUGCACAGUUACAUGUCUGGACUUGAUGAAAACUCAUGUGAAUCGGUGGUUUCGUUCUUCCUUGUUUCCCGCAAUGGCUGUUAGAUGUUUCGCUUUGUGUUGAAUUCUGUGUUAGGGUUGGUGGACAGAUGCAGACCUUAGUCAGGGUAGAUGCAGUUAAGGCUUUGAUGGGUUUAAAGUUACAUUGUAUUCAAUGGGUUCAAUCAACAAAUACGUCUUGAGAAUUAGACAUCACCUUUUGAACAGAUGGUAUGUUGCAUACUGUGUAUCAUGUCCCUUUUUCAUUUGCAUCACAUUAAAUAAGAAGUUCGAAAUAAAGUCCAUUGACACACAAGUGGUUUAAUGGUUUGGCCAUGCAGGGAUAGUUCACCCAAAAAGGGUUCUGUCAUCAUCACCCUUUUUUUUUAUCAGUGGGGUCCAGUGUCGAUUUGUUUUGGACCCCAUUGACUUAUUAUACAAAAACAGAAGAAAGAAAACUCGUAUAAAUACAUGAGGGUGAGUGAAUGAUGACUUACAAUGUCACUCAAAAAUGAUUUUUUUUUUUUUUUUUUUUUAUCCUUUAAAUUACACCAAAAGGUUAACUUUGACAUGUUUGGAUUUUUGUAGUCUUUUGGCAGAUUUGUCAAAAUAAUUGUUUUUUUUUUUGUUGUUGUUUGUUUAUUUUGCCCAGCUGGCAGUGACAGACUCAACAAAUCAAGCUCUUUGUCUGACUGUUUUUUCCACUGAGCCAAUCAGAUGUCAUUCUUUCCUUGAUGACUACUGUAGCGUCCUGUUCAUAAGCAAUAUUAGACAUUUGAUGAAGCCGAAUCAAUCCAGGCUGAAUAGGGUAGCACACUGGAGUCUAUAAUGAUGGAGUUCACACAAACUGGCUGAAGCCAACUUUACUUGCAAGCCUUUUCUUCUCUUAUGUUUUUGUUGUUCUCAGAAGGCAUGUCAGUCAAGUAUGGAAGCCCGUUUCCGCCACUGAACAAAAAAUAAAGGCAAUUGCGACUUUUUAUCUAACAAUUCUGACUUUUUUUCUUGCAAUUUUGAGUUUACCUCUUUCAAUUCUGACUUUUUCUCUCAGAAUUGUGAAAGAUAAACUCACAAUCGCGAGUUAAGGUCAGAAUUGUGAGAACUCGCAAUUCAGACUUUUUUCUUAUAAUUGCGUGAUUUUAAACUCGCAAUUGGAGGUUAUAAAGUCAGAAUUGUGAGACAAACUGACCAUUCUGAGAAAUAAACUCAGAAUUGUGAGAUAUAAACUAGCAAUUCUGAGAACAUAUCAGUCCUAUUUCCCCUCAAAAUUAGGACUUUAUAACUUGCAGUUAAAAAAGAAAAAUGUUUGAUAAAAGUCAAAAUAACCCUUUUUUUAUUUUUUAUUCAGUGGCGGAAACGGGCUUCCAUAGUCAAGAGCAUUAAUUCAAUAAUAAAUUGGAUAACCAGCGACCUGCUUAUUAAACCGUAUGUGGCCCAGAGUUGUUCACACUUCAGUUUAGUUAAGUGUCUUGGGUCAUUCUUUCUUAGUAAGCAUUGUGCCAUCUACACUAUGUAGCCUAGUUUGCACUGGUUAUCAUUGACUCCAGAUGUAGCAGCAGACAGAGGACAGUUUACAGCACUUUUAAUACAUAAAAUAGUCUCUAGCAUGAAGCAGCUGUAUUGAAUAUACUGAUGUUUACAUCACAUCUGGAUAGAUUUUAAGAAAUUCUACUGGCAAGACGCUUUUAUCAAGGAACAAAUAGUAUUGAGUGCUAAUGUUUUAAACAACCGUCGCCAGUUUAGACCAGCAGUUUUUUGCUAUGUUGUUCCAAAUUUUGAUUUCCAAUGUUAAUUAUGCUUCCUAUGUUUUAAGUUUGAACUUCUUUAGAAACUAAACCAAAGGGAAUGACUAAAGCUAGCACUGUAAAUAUCGGCUCUACUGAUCUUUAAGCAGAACACAAACUGAAAUUCGUAAUGCUGAAUUCAUUUUGUGCUGAUGCUUUGAUGGUUUUUGCUUGACCGAUGAGCCAGUCAUGUACUUGAUUAAAUGAAGCCUUUGAUAAGUGUUUUGCUAUGUUUUCAGGCAUUGAAUUCCUGUGCUGGUGGGUUUUGCAUGUGUCUGUGCUGUAGACUUCCCGUCUGUGCACACAGACAUUGUUUUAGAGGCCUUAUCAUUACAGAGGUGAUGUAUGUUCCCUAGAUUGAUUACGUUAGUCCUCUGGAAUGCCCUGAAAUUGGUUGUUUUAUGUUUCCUUCUCUAAAUCGGUCAUUCUGUAGUUUUGGAUUUGAUUUCGUUGUGUGUCGGAAACCCAUCUUUGCUGUUGGUGUUUGAUGUUAUUGACUUGUUAUCGAUGCAAGAAUCAGAUUUUAAGUUAAUAUUUUCAUUUUUUGAGCAGAAAGGAACAGCCUUUUUAUAACAGAUUUUUAUGUUGACUAUCCAGGGUUCGGGACCAUUUACAAUAUAAAGAGUAUUUGUGGUCUGUUAUUGUUUUGUAUUUAUUUAUAGAGUUACUUGGUGAUACUUUACAUGCAUCUUAAGUGGUUUGUAAUGUUAUAUAUAUAGUUUUGAAAAUAUCACUUGCUUUAGAUUAUUCAGAGGCUGAAUAUACUUUAGCACUCAUCUCAGCAAUAUAUCAGACAAAUACUGAAUGCCUAAUGGGCUUGUUAGGUCUGGAUGCAGAAAAUGUUGCAUUUUUGUUCAUAUCACAUUUAAAUUCACACAGGCUAGGGAUUUAUUUAAAAUGACUACUAUUGAUAUCAAUGUUGUUGUUUUUUUGCCUUGAAGCUCUUAGACGUAAGAUCUAAAUGGCUUGUCAUCUAAUAUAAAAUGAAAAUAAUGUAUAGCACAUGUAGCAGUGUACAAGUAGCAUACAUCUGUGCUCUGGUACUGUGUGAGGAACUUCCACAAAAAUGGUCAACUUUGAAGUGUUAUUAAAAUGUGUAGAAUUUCCUGAA
Messenger RNA from Cyprinus carpio (common carp), 5443 nucleotides. RefSeq names its product receptor-interacting serine/threonine-protein kinase 2-like. Gene Ontology annotation, cellular component: cytoplasm. Lineage: Eukaryota; Metazoa; Chordata; Actinopteri; Cypriniformes; Cyprinidae. The record is from RefSeq and is a predicted model, not a curated record. Gene Ontology annotation, biological process: positive regulation of canonical NF-kappaB signal transduction; positive regulation of apoptotic process; protein phosphorylation. Gene Ontology annotation, molecular function: ATP binding; JUN kinase kinase kinase activity.